CAAUUCAAGAUGGCAGCCUUUGCAGCAAAUUUCAUGCCGCAGGACCCAAAUAAUUCUCUCUCAAGCUCUAACACUGCAACUGCUGCAGACAGAGCACAGAGAUCUGUUUUUGUCGGCAACAUUCCUUAUGAUGCAACAGAAGAACAGUUGAGAGAAGUUUUUAUUCAGGCAGGACCGGUUGUCAGUUUUCGACUUGUGUAUGACAGAGAGACUGGCAAGCCAAAGGGAUAUGGCUUUUGUGAAUACCAGGAUGUUGAAACGGCGCAGAGUGCUAUGCGGAACUUAAACAAUUACGACUUUAAUGGCCGUCCUCUACGCGUCGGUGUUGCAGCUGGGGAGCAGAAUAAGGAUGAUGGGAAGUCGAUGCAGCAAGCUCUGGGAGGCCAAAUUGUAGAGUCUCCUUAUGGUGAGCCAGUGGAGCCAGAAAAAGCCCCGGAGGCGAUUUCAAAAGCUGUGGCUAGUCUCCCCCCAGAGCAGAUGUUCGAACUGAUGAAGCAGAUGAAGCUUUGCAUCCAGAACAAUCCAAACGAGGCCAGGAACAUGCUGCUGCAGAACCCCCAGCUAGCCUACGCUCUACUCCAAGCCCAGAUUGUCAUGAAGAUCGUGGAUCCUCAAGUGGCCAUGUCCAUGCUGUACCGUGAUGAGUCCCAGCCACAGAUCAACGUCCCUACUGGAAAGCUCCCACAGCAAGGAAUGGGACAAAGGCUUCCAGGAGGUGUUGGAAUGCCGAUGGGCAAUAUGCCUCGUCCUAUACGACCUCCGCAAGUGAACGUUCCUCAGAUGGCGAUGCCACCACGACCGGACAUGAUGAUGAUGAGGCCAGCUGUCCCACAAGGAAAAGGAGACAUGGGCGAGCCCCGCAGGUUCCCCCAGCCCAACGUCCAGGGUUCCGGCCCGGCUCCCAGGAUGCAGCCUCCCACGGCACCUCCGGGUCUGCCACAGCCUCAGAGACCACCCGCAUCGCAGGCAGCCAGUUCCAGCCAGCCUUCAAGUUCCUCCAACCCCGCAGCAAAUGGCGCAGCAAACAUCUCUGCUCAAGAUCAAGAAAAGGCGGCACUCAUCAUGCAGGUGUUACAGCUGACAGACGACCAAAUCGCGUUGCUGCCUCCCGAGCAAAGACAGAGCAUUCUCAUAUUGAAAGAACAGAUCAAGAGUGGUUAGCGUGCCUGCGAGUGAGAUUUUUAGGAUGAUAGAAAAGGGGCAUGACUGCAAGGAUAUGUUACUUGAUAUGAUGAUUUCUUUAUUCAAUAAUUUUUGUUGAAUGUCCUACCAAAACUUAAAAAAAAAAAUUAAUUUUUCUUUUUUUGCAAAUGUUUUAUGAUAUGACUUUUGGGUUUGCCUAUCAAUAUUGCCCUCUUGUUUUUCAAAACAGCCAUACUGUAGUAAAAUUGCUACAUUUAUCCUUACAACAUAGACAGGGUCCUAGUGAAAAGGAUCGGUGCUGCUCUGUCGAAGGAAGAAGGGGUAGGGGGAAGUGGUAUUGUUCUCUCUUAUGGGUACAGAUGUGUAUUUGUAUUUUGAUGUAUGAAUAUGAUGGAAUACAGUUGUUGAUGAAGUCAAACAUGAAC
Molecule: messenger RNA, 1568 nt
Organism: Aplysia californica (California sea hare)
Lineage: Eukaryota; Metazoa; Mollusca; Gastropoda; Aplysiida; Aplysiidae
Product: cleavage stimulation factor subunit 2
Exons: 11
Coding region: 10-1161 (383 amino acids)
Biological process (GO): mRNA 3'-end processing
Cellular component (GO): mRNA cleavage and polyadenylation specificity factor complex
Molecular function (GO): mRNA binding
Source: RefSeq, a predicted model, not a curated record